Molecule: messenger RNA, 468 nt
Organism: Macrosiphum euphorbiae (potato aphid)
Lineage: Eukaryota; Metazoa; Arthropoda; Insecta; Hemiptera; Aphididae
Source: the annotation of a GenBank genome assembly
AUGGCCGCAGUUGAAUCACUUGUAAAAGUCGAAGAAAAACCUGUUAACAGAGAAAAGACUUGCCCAUUAUUAUUAAGAGUAUUCUGUGCAAUGGGACAUCAUAAUAAUUUAUCGGAAUACUAUCGUGGCGCUGUGCCUGGGAAUGAACUUCAAAUAUAUACAUGGAUGGAUGCUACUCUACGCGAAUUGACUGGCCUGAUUAAAGAGGUAAACAUUGAGUCUCGAGUCCGUGGAACAACAUUUGAUUUUGUUCUAGUAUCACCAGAAUAUAAUUGCCCAAGGUUCAAUGCAUUCGAAAUCGGCCUUACUGUUGCUGGAAAUAGAUCGCCAGAUGAUUCAAAAACAUUAGGGAACACAAGAUUUGCUAUUGGUGAUUAUUUAGAUGUUUGCAUAACUCCUCCAGAGCGUUUCAUGAGAAGACCAGCACCAAUGCGUUACCUUAAAAAAAAAAAACCUUUCACUCAUUGA